AUGAACACUGGACCUCCAGAUCCCUCCGUGAGGGCGAGCAGUGGACGAUCUGGUGGCGAUCUUUCUAAAGCGGCUACAGUUGCUACAGUCGCUAGUGCUGACGUGGAUGGAAGAACCUGUACGGAGCAUAAUGGCGGGACUGAGGAGAAGAGUAAGGAGGAAGAGGAGGAAGGGGAGCAGGAAGAGGAGGAAAGGGAGGAGCUUAAUGCGGGAAUACGGGGAAAAGAGGAGAAGGAGGAGGAAGAGAAGAGGGAGGAGGAAGAGAAGAGGGAGGAGGAAGAGAAGAGGGAGGAGGAGGAGGAGAAGGACAGGGAGGAGGAGAGGAAGGAAGAAAAGGAGGAGGAAAGAAGGGAUGGUGCAAUGAAGGGUGCAGAGAAUCGUGCAAUAAAGGGUACAGUGGUCGCUGUUACAGGUGUGAGUGGGAAUGCUACUGCCACAGCAUUGGUCGACUUGGCAACUGCCGCAAGGAAUAGAAGGGAUGAGGGAGGGGAGGAAGCAGUUGAAGGGGCGGAGGAGGCAGUGGUGGAGAAAGCAACAAGCGAGGGGGGAGGAGCAGGAGCAAGUGGGGAAGCAGGAGAAGGGGAAAAGGUAGCAGAGGAGGGGAAAGAAACAAGCGAGGGGGGAGGAGAAGGAGCAGGGGGGAGCGCUGCUGAAAGGGGAGACUUGGCGGAGGAGAGAAAGGGAGUGGGGGAGGAGCAGGGGGGAGCAGGUGGAGGGGGGAGACUGGACGAAUCAGAGGAAGAGGGAACAGGAAAGGAGGAAGUGCGGGCUGUUGCAGGGGAGGAGGGUGCGAAAAAGGAGAGAAAAGGAGGAGGCGCGGAGCAGGGGGGAGGAGGCGCGGAGCAGGGGGGAGCAGGCGGAGGGGGAGCAGAAGAGGAGGAAGUGCGGGCAGUUGCGGGGGAGGAGGGUGCUGAGGAAAGGAUCGAAAGAACUAGGGGGGAAGAAGUGGAAGCAGAGGAGGAGGAAGUGCGGAGAAGAGAGAGACGAGGAGGAGAGGGAGCAGCAGAGGAGGAGGAAGUGCGGGCAGUGGCGGGGCAGGAGGGUGCAGAGAAAAGGAAAGAAAAUGCUGGGGGGAAAGAAAAGGAAGCAGAUGGAGGAGGAGAGGGAGCAGAGGAAGGAGGAGAGGGAACAGAGGGAGGAGCAGAUAGAACAGAGGGAGGAGCAGAUAGAACAGAGGGAGGAGCAGAUGAAACAGAGGGAGGAGCAGAUAGAACAGAGGGAGGAGCAGAGGAAGCAGAGGAAGGAGGGGAGGGAACAGAGGGAAUGGAACAAGGAGUUGGGGAAGGAGAGAGGGAAGGAGGGGAAGCGGAGGCAGGCGAGGGGGGCGGAGGGGUAGGAGAGGCAGGAGAGGGGGGAGGAGGAGGAGCAGAGGAAGGAAGGAGAACUAGACCGCAAAGGCAGAAGAGGACGAGGGGGCUAGGGGGAGAUGAUGAUGGUGAUGGAGGAUUAGAGGGGGGAGAAGGAGCAGAGGGAGGAGAGGGAGCAGCGGAAGGAGCAGCGGAAGGAGCAGAGGGAGGAGAGGGAGCAGCGGAAGGAGCAGCAGAAGGAGCAGAGGGAGGAAAGGGAGCAGCAGAAGGAGCAGCGGAAGGAGCAGAGGGAGGAGAGGGAGCAGCGGAAGGAGCAGCGGAAGGAGCAGAGGGAGGAGAGGGAGCAGCGGAAGGAGCAGCGGAAGGAGCAGAGGGAGGAGAGGGAGCAGCGGAAGGAGCAGCGGAAGGAGCAGAGGGAGGAGAGGGAGCAGCGGAAGGAGCAGCGGAAGGAGCAGAGGGAGGAGAGGGAGCAGCGGAAGGAGCAGCGGAAGGAGCAGAGGGAGGUGAGGGAGCAGCGGAAGGAGCAGCAGAAGGAAGGAGAACCCGACCACAGAGGCAGAAGAGGAAAAGGGGGCUAGGGGGAGAUGAUGAUUCGUACGUGUGGGGGUUUGUGGGGCGCGGGUGGCGCAGCGCUGCUAGUAAGUCCGCUGGGGGAAAGGAUGGGGGGAAGGAAGGGGGGAAGGAUGGGGGAAAGGAUGGGCGGAAGGAUGGGGGGAAGGCGGGGAAGGGAAGGGGAGGAGGUGAGGAGGGAGGGAAAAGAGGGAGAGGAGGGGAGGAAGGGGAAGGGAGGAGGGUGGGGAAGAGAAUGAGGGGUUUAUUCAGAUUCAGCCAAGAGCCACAGCAGCAGCAGCAGCAGCAGCAGCAAGCAGGCAGGGCAAUAGGAGGUUUCCGCUUCCCUCUGCUCUCUCUCCCGCUCUCCACCCAACUCCACCCACUUCCACCCAUCUCCACCGCUUUUCGGCCGCCUCUUCUUUCUUCCCUCUCUCCCACGCCCCCUCUCAACAUCCCGUCCUCUCUCCCUCCCCCUCGACCUGCAACCCACCCUCCCCUGCUCCCCUCUGCUCAUCAAACCUCUGAACCAUUUCAUACCCCUCAAAACCCUCUCAUGGCUGCCGCAACCCACCCUACUGCGCUUCCUGCUGCACCUCCUCCUCUCCCCGUCUGCAAUGGGCGCCUCAAAGCAUUCCUCUCACUUCCCCAUGCGCUCGGGGUGUGUUUUGAGGCGCCUCAAAACAUUCCUCCCACUUCCCCAUGCGCUCGGGGUCCUUCUGAUGCUGCCACUAUUGCCCGUGGCCUGCUGACUCUGGUGCAAUUCGAGGGACCCUCUGAUGCCGUCACUAUUGCCCGUGGCCUGCUGUCUCUGGUGCAGUUCGAGGUGAGAGAGUGGCAUUGUUGUCUGCGGCAAGUUCGAGGUUCGAGGCCUGCGAAUCGUGCACAAGCUCGGCUUAUCAAACAACGGGCUCCUACUGCUCUGACGUCUUCCCCUCACCUCCUCCUUGCAUCCCUGGUUCCACCCCCCAACCCCCACUUUCCCAGGUCCCCCCUCCCCCAGGCCAUGCACCCGCCAGCCUAUCAGAGUGCAGGCUCCAUCCGCUGUGACGUCUGCACCACCUCAUGCACUCGUCUACCCCUUACUGUCAUCGGCCCAACAGACAUCCUCCAGUCAGACGUGGUUAUCCGCUGUGACGCCUGCACUGCACCACCUCAUGCGCUCGCUCGCCUGCCUUUAACUGUCAUCGGCCCGACUGACAUCCUCCAGUCAGACGUGGUGAGCUGGGGGCCCCAACUCUCACGUAGUGUAACAUCUGCACCGCACUCCACCUUGCACAACACAGAAGGCAUCCGCUAUGAUGUCACCUCAUGCGCCCGUCUACCCCUCACUGUCAUCGGCCCGACUGACAUUUUCCUCUCAGACGUGCCCCUUGUGAAGGCCUUGCAACUGCACCUGCUGCACCUCUGCUCCCCACCUGCUGCUGACACCCUUCCAGCAGCAGCAACCCCGCUUCUCCCAUCUCCCCGCGCCUCUUGUGCUCUGCUCUGCUCCCCACCUGCUGCUGACACCCUUCCAGCAGCAGCAACCCCGCUUCUCCCAUCUCCCCACUCCUCUUGCCCUGCGCCUGCACCUGUUGCACCUCUGCUUCCCACCUCCCAACUCUCACUCCCUUUUCCCUUGCUUUCCCCCAUUCUCUCCCAUUUCCCUCCCCUUCCUCCCCCCAUUCCCCUAUCAGCCGCUUGUGAAGGCCUUACGACUGCACCUGCUCCACCUCUGCUCCCCACCUCCUGCUAA
Messenger RNA from Closterium sp. NIES-65, 3594 nucleotides. NCBI's taxonomy places the organism in Eukaryota, Viridiplantae, Streptophyta, Zygnematophyceae, Desmidiales, Closteriaceae. The record is from the annotation of a GenBank genome assembly.